AUGGGGCUAGCUUACAACACGUACUUGAACAGCAGCAAGGUCUAUGGCUGCAAGACUUGCAAGGCACAUCUGGCGAACCAUGAAGACAUCAUCAGUCGGAACUUCAGAGGCCAACAUGGUAAAGCGUACCUCUUCAAUAGCGUUGUUAAUAUUGAAACGGGCGAGCCGAGCGAGCGCAACAUGACAACCGGGCGCCAUAUUGUGCGAGAUAUCACUUGCAAGCAAUGCAAGGAGACGGUCGGUUGGAAAUACGACAAGGCAUACGAGGCCACAGAGAAAUACAAGGAGGGCAAGUUCAUUCUGGAAGCUGAGCUGCUUUGCAACGUUACUUGA
Molecule: messenger RNA, 333 nt
Organism: Colletotrichum truncatum
Lineage: Eukaryota; Fungi; Ascomycota; Sordariomycetes; Glomerellales; Glomerellaceae
Source: RefSeq, a predicted model, not a curated record